This is a messenger RNA of Camellia sinensis, 1509 nucleotides long. Lineage: Eukaryota; Viridiplantae; Streptophyta; Magnoliopsida; Ericales; Theaceae. The record is from RefSeq and is a predicted model, not a curated record.
AAUGGGAAGUGCAUUAGAUACAUUCUGUGGGCAAUCUUAUGGGGCUAAACAGUACCAUAUGCUUGGUAUUCACAAGCAGAGGGCCAUGCUUGUUCUCCUACUUGUAAGCAUUCCACUUGCUUGCAUUUGGGCAAAUGCAGGGCAUAUUCUUGUUUUCUUGGGACAAGAUCCUGAAAUAUCAGCAGAGGCAGGUUCUUAUGCUCGGUUCAUGAUUCCCAGCAUUUUUGCUUACGCACUCCUUCAAUGCCAUGUUCGAUUCCUACAAACUCAAAACAACGUCUUUCCAAUGAUGUUGAGCUCAGGAUUUACCACGUUACUACACGUACUCAUUUGUUGGAUUCUAGUCUUUAAAUCUGGACUUGGAAAUAAAGGCGCUGCGUUGGCUAAUGCUAUAUCUUAUUGGAUCAAUGUGAUCUUACUCGCCAUUUAUGUCAGGGUAUCUCCUUCCUGCAAGAACACUUGGACAGGAUUUUCCAAGGACGCAUUGCACGAUAUUCCUAAUUUUCUUCGACUUGCAAUUCCUUUCGCUCUUAUGGUCUGCUUGGAAAUUUGGUCAUUUGAAAUGAUGGUUCUCUUGUCUGGUCUCCUUCCUAAUCCAAAGUUAGAAACAUCUGUUCUUUCAAUCAGCCUCAAUUCGCAUUCCAUGGUUUACAUGAUACCCCUCGGAUUCAGCGGUGCCACAAGCAUAAGAGUUUCCAAUGAAUUGGGGGCUGGCCGACCACAAGCUGCCCGUUUAGCAAUAUGCAUUGCCCUAAGCUUGGUUGUUACAGAAGGCAUUUUGGUAGCAACUAUAAUGAUUCUGGGGCGUAAAUUUUGGGGAUAUUGUUACAGUACAGAAGAAAUGGUAGUGCGAUAUGUGGCAGAGAUGAUGAUAUUACUCUCAGGAUCCCACUUUGUGGACGGUAUUCAAUCGGUGCUUUCAGGAAUUGCAAGAGGAUGUGGUUGGCAAAAGAUUGGUGCUUUUGCUAAUUUGGGUGCUUAUUAUCUUAUUGGUAUACCUGUUGGCGUAUUGCUUGCAUUUGUCUACCACAUUGGAGGGAAGGGACUUUGGGUGGGGAUUAUUGUGGCAUUAUUUGCUCAAGCAUUAUUUCUUUCGAUUAUAACUUUGUGCACUAAUUGGGAGAAAGAAGCAAACAAGGCUAGUGACAGAGUAUAUGGCCCAAUGAUACCUGUAGAAGCAUCUCUAAUAAAUUGAAUUCUAUGAGAAAGGAAUACAUAGAGCAUCCAGAAGCAGAUGCAGAGUAUUGAAUGUCACAGUGCCGAAAAAUUCAAAGAACAUUCGAGCCAUGUAUGAAAUAGCUAACAAAAAAACUAAAAAUAAAAACAGGAUCAUUUUGGAGGAGACACCGCAUGAGAUUCAUAUGAUGAUGAUGAUGAUGAUGAUGAUGAAUGGUUAUGUCCAACCUUGUGUGGAUGUCUCAACAAAUGUUUUGCUAAUGCAAUUAUUUAAACCUUUUUUAUUUGUUUUAAAAUCUUUAAUAUAACUGGGUGUCCGAGUAAUUAUUUAAA